GCAGUCAUACACAACUACAGCAUUUCUUGGCAGUCAUGGUUGAAGAUAGCUGACGACUUUUUCCUCGGUUCUCGACUGAUUCGGACGAAAUGAGUGCAAGGCAAACAACGAAGGCGCUUCUCUGUCCACAGUCGGAUGGCAGAAGAUCAGUUCUAUUCUCUUAACCAUUUCUCAGACUUCUUCUUUCCUGGCUAAAAAGAAAACCCCCCAAAAAAUCAAAAAAAGUAUCAACGAUGGUUCGCGUGUUCAGGUGUUUCGGGUUCAAAUCCCAGGUCGUCCUCCCCGUGGUCGACGAACCGAUAUCUAUAUGCACAUCGAGUGAUUGUGUGUUCAUUGCUACCGUAGCAGGUUCAUUGGAAGUAUUCCGUAUCCAGGUCGGCAAAGGAUGGAAGAAUGUCUGUUCCAUCAACACAGAAGGCUUGGUCCAGCAGUUGGCUUACAGCGAGAAAGAUGAUUAUUUGGCUACUUUAGAAGUGAAACAUUUCCGCCAUGAGAAUCUAACUUUCAUAAAGACUUAUCUCGAUCUGAAAAAAUGGGAAAAUAAAAAGAAUUUUACAAUAAGCUUACGUGUAGCUGAAAAAUACCCCGUUAUUAUUCCUGGUCAACCUGUCUUUGAAGUCCUUGAAAUACCGCAGGAAGAAAAGGCAAAUAGUUUAAGCGUUUGUUCUCAUACAGGUACUCUUGCUGUUGCUUGUCACAAAAAAGUUAACCUUUAUAUGAUCCAAGAAAAAUAUUCUGCUGAAUGUUCACGCUCUUACAAAGACGUUGUUCAUAUUUUAAUUAUAAACUGGGGACAUGUCGUUAGCAAAGUGGUCAUCAAUGAAAGUUUCAUAGCCUUAAUGUCCAACCGCUAUGCUCAUGUUCUCAAGUUAAAUUUUUAUAAUGGCUUUCGAAAAGUGGGCCUUCAUAUGAGUAAUCCAGCUUCACAGGCAACAUUGGAUGCGAACCAACCAAAGGCUUCAAGUUCCUGCUUUGAGUCAACAGAAUUAAUUGCAGGGGAUUUCGAAAAUACUUCCUCACCCCCCUCUUUGUCGUCUAAUGAAUUACUCUUGCCCUCUGACAGCAGUUCUAUUGUGAAUAUCAAAAACGACGAAGCAUAUACCCAAUGGGUUUUCAGCUCAGAUCAACGUGGAAGUAGAAAGAAACGUAGGAGUUUUGGACAAGGAACUCGUAAUAUCGCCGAAAUAGCUAAUGUUGCAAUAACUCCAGACACAAUUUAUCUUCCCAAACUCCAUGGAAAUAGUGGAAUUAAUGGCUCAACCAAAUCGUUGCCUAAAGUUAUGGUUCAAGUCAAAGAUCAAAGCGUUUUUGUAAAUGGAAAAAUUAAAGCUGACACAUUACUUUAUAAGAUUGGUUUACCUGAUAUUUCAUGGAGACACAUGCAGCUGCUAUGUAUAUACUCAGCAUCAGGACAAGGAACACCAAGUCAGUGUGACUCAGAUUUCCCCCUACAAUCCAUUAAAUGUGACCCCAAAAUGGAAAUGUUCUGUUACCUUGGUAAUUCCCACGAAGGUCAGCUUUAUUCUUUGUCUCCACCCGCAGUUCAGAUGCUUUCCUCCUACAAAUAUUCUUCUCCUGCCCUUCAGGCAGUCACUAGUCCGACCAUGUUGUUUGUUGUCACAGACACAGGAGUAGAGACGUACACUUCUCGAGGAGCAGCCUUUUCCCUCUACCGAAGAAACCACUACGAUAAUAUUCAGAAGGCCAUUCCUCCAGUUGACUUGGAACCUUGUCUCUGUGGAAUACAACCAUUUUUUAAUGCUUCUGAAAUCUCUGUAAUAAGUUCUCCCAAAGGCACCAUGAUGGAUUCUUAUGUUAUUCUUUUAUCAAAAGUAACAGAACUGAAUGACACAAUGUGGAGUUUGUAUGCUCUGGAACCAUAUAGUGCAAUGGAUACUUACAAAGAUUUGAUGUGGAUUGUAUUCUCUACGAAAUAUCAAGACAGCGUUCAAGAAGCAUACCUUCAUGUGCUCCAAGAAGCCAACCUGAUUCUGAGGGGUCCAGUCGUAGACUCUGAGAUCGAAUAUUUAGAAGAAUAUCAAAAUUUAUUUGCCGAAUCCUGCCAGAAACUCGGAGAUUUCUAUGCCUGGCACCCUUGUUCAGACUGGAAACUUUGUCUACCAUAUUACAACAUGGCUGGGAUCACUCUAAAAGAUGCUUUACAGAAAGCCUCGAACAUUAAUGAAAAGGAUCAGGGCAUCUCCUUUAAACAUGGGAAAGGGUUUCUCCAUUAUCUAAAAAGGAAGAUUUUUGGAAAUUCUGAACCUUUAAAUCUAAGCACUGACGAAAGCAAUCUGAUAUUGUCCGUGUUCUACAAAUGUUCAGCUCAGGAUGUUUCCAGUAUCAUCUUAUUAUCCAGAUUGAAAAAUUACUCUCCUGAAAAAACUCUUGCCUUGAUGGGUGACAUUAAAAAGCGGGAUUUGAAAUUUGGAAAGAAAUCCAAACUAAGCUACCUGAACAAUUUAGCCUGUGUUGUUUUGUACUUAGACCUCUGUGACUUAGACGCUGCUGAGCUGGAACUCUCGAAUAUACCAAAAACAGACCUUGUACAGAUUUGUGUUGAACAUUCACGACUAAUUCAUGAAAAUAUGGAUAAACUAACUCCAUUUGCUCAGCUGCUGAGAAAGAGUUGUGCAGACAUUUUGUUAGAGAUUUUGGUCUGUUUCCAUGACCAAGGUAACUUACCAUACACUGCUUGCUUACAACUUCUUCAAGGCGAUUAUGAAAUACACCAAAACACACACAUAAAAAUGUUUCUGGAAAUGUUACUUAAAGAUAAGAAGAGAAUGGAUAUUUUCCCAGAAAUCUCAUACCAACUUGUAAAUAUUUAUCUGCAGAGGCUUCUUCAGUGGAGGCCACCAAUAAAACAGUCCAUAACUGGAAGUCCCUCCAGCCAACCUUUGAUUCAGGAGGUUGGUCAUUUUGCUUGUCGCUAUCCUUGGUUAGAUCUUCUUCCACCAUUUCAAGGGAUCAAAUCUUACAGGACUGCCUGUCAUUACUUCCGUUCACCUUCUGCGACCCCUGUUCAGCCUUUCAUUUGUCCUUGCUACUUUUGUAAUGAAGACUUAUUAAAACUUCAGUCUCUUCUCUGUUCUCCAUGUGCGAAAGAGAUUUUAUUUCAAACUGUUGAGAUUGCCAUCCAAUCAAGUGAGACUGCAAACGACGGUACUCCUCAACAGUCGGCCAUCAUUACGUUUCCAUGGCAACUUUCCUUGGAUCUUCUUUGUAAAGCCAGCAUUGAUGUUUGCGAUGCAGUUGAUUCGAUUCUCUCUGAUCAUCCUCAGAUCUUACCUGAUUUUUGUGCCAGCAUGCUUGAUUCUCAUCCUGAACAGUGGAAAUAUUUAAUGGAAAAAUUUCAAACGCUCAUAAGUGAAGAUAGCACAGAACAUAACCGCUAUUACCCCAUAUUCCAAGAUAUGCUUACAGAAAUGGUAAAGAAGCUGAAGACAUCGGAUGUUUUGCAUUUAGUUCCUGCUAAUGGAAGCCUUUCUUAUUUUUUACCAUAUCUUAACCAAUGCUGCAUUAAGGACCAGCUUGUCUCACUUGAAAAAAUUAUUGUAGAAAGGGGCCAAAGUUUGACUUUGUAUGAUUAAAUUCUUUGUUAAAGAAAUUUUGGAGUUUCUCCCAGUUAAAAGAAAGAAAUCUACUAUUCUUCAAGAAAUCUUACUCAUUCAGUCAUGAACAGUUUGUUAAUGAAGACAAGAGCUUCAGUUCUAAUGAAUUUCUAAAACGAACAGAAAAGAGAUUUGAUUCUUUUCUAAUUUUGUUAAAAUAUCAGGGAGUUUUGUUUUAAACAUAAAAUGUUUAAACAUUAAAUGUCAUGGCAGAAUUUGUUUAAAGAGCUGCACUGAUUUGCUUUUUUUAUAUCGGUCUCACAUACACACCAGAAUUUACAAUGGAAUCAAACCAAAACAUGACAACUUAAAUUCCUAAAUAAAUUUCAUGGCCAUUAUUUUUUCUGCCUUGAGGAAAAGAUUAAAGUGUUAGGGUGACUGAUUCCAAGUCUAGCACCUGUAUAUUUUGUGAAUCGACCAUCAACAUCUAAUUAAGAGCAGCAGUUUGUGCAAUAUCUGCCAUAAUGUUAACAUCAACAGAAGUUCUUUGACAGUCUCUCUCUUUAUUUAUAUUUUGUCAUGGGACUUGUUUGAGAAAUUUCUCUGCUACAGAAAACAUUCCACAGUAUUGAUUGUUCAAAGAAGAAAUAAACAAUCGAAGAGAAAAAGUUUGCAUCUUGUCCAUUUGAAUCAACAGAAGAGGCUAGCAACUUACUUCUCUGCUGAUUGACUUUCUUAACACAUCAUCUGCCGAGAGAACGUGCUGUCUCUCAACAUGCUACCACAAACCUAAUACAAUGCAAUUUUAUUUAUUUGUAUGUUGCUCUAUGGACAAACCUCAACAUCAGACAUAAUCUAUUCACUUUAUAAUCACCAUUAAAUUCGAUAGUAAUUGUUAAACAAUGUUUUUAACCAAAUUUGUAAUUGAGAAUAAAUUCACAUAUUUUUUA
Molecule: messenger RNA, 4504 nt
Organism: Octopus sinensis (East Asian common octopus)
Lineage: Eukaryota; Metazoa; Mollusca; Cephalopoda; Octopoda; Octopodidae
Product: Hermansky-Pudlak syndrome 3 protein
Exons: 23
Coding region: 234-3593 (1119 amino acids)
Biological process (GO): organelle organization
Cellular component (GO): cytoplasm
Source: RefSeq, a predicted model, not a curated record